Molecule: messenger RNA, 1333 nt
Organism: Spodoptera litura
Lineage: Eukaryota; Metazoa; Arthropoda; Insecta; Lepidoptera; Noctuidae
Source: RefSeq, a predicted model, not a curated record
UUUCAGUUGCGUCCUGCCAUGCCUGCACAGUUUAGCUGCUCUUGUCUGUUGAAAGUUGCGGGUGGGUAUAAUGUGUUUUAAACCGGGAGCCGGUGUUUCAACAUAAAAGGAUAACAGCAAGACAACAAGAGAAUAAAGUCUAAAAUGCGGAAGAGCAUCCUGGACGACUUGCAAUUUGCAAAUGAGAUCUGCAUUGAUGAAAUUGUCGCCCCUAAAAAAUCGCCAUCGAUUGGUGCUGCCAAUAAAGACAGUACAACACCGGAACCGGAGAAAGAUUACUUUGAUGAAGUCUCUGGACGUUUCAACCCAGGUUCUGUACCAGAAAGCGAGGAUUCCUUCCAAAUUGUAUUCAAUGAUGCUCCUAAGUUACGUAGAACAUCGGACUGUGAAUCAGAAGACUCUUUUAUCGUGUUUGAGGAUUCACCGGACAGCUGCUACACAUCAAAUGAUGUGUUUGGAGAUUCCAGUGACUCUGAGGAGUAUGACAGUGAUUCAGAUGACAUGAGUGACUCUGGCUGUGGAAAUGCCUCAUUGGCGGCUUCGCAGUUGUCUAACAGUGUCAAUAAUCUGGCUGAUGACAGCCUGUGUGAUGCAGAAGAUGAAGUGGACUGUGGUCAUGUGACAUUUUGUGAUAGAGUGGGUGUUGGUGAGGUAGCAGAGUUGGAGAGUGAGAAAUUCAGUGGUCUCCUGCUGGAUGGUAGAAAGAAGAAAUUACGAAGAGCGUUACCAGCUAAGAAGGUCCACUUCUCGGAACAGCCUCCGACAGUCCACGUGAUGAGAGUCUGGUCGUUCGCAGCUCGACAGGCCAGGGUCGGUCAUUGGAUGAGAUACGCCUUAGAUCGAGACAGAUUCAAGCGACGGAUAGCGGACGUAGACAUGGCUGUCUCCUGGGUCCUCAAACCUCAACAUCGUUCUCGCGUCAUGUUCCAACGCUCCAUGAAGCGGAAAGAAAUCUUCGAAAAGAAGGAACUGGAAGCCUUCGAGCAAGCCGAAAAAGAAGAAUUAGAGAAACUUGAAUCAGGUAAUGUCGACACCGCCCAGGAUGGUGACGAAGAAGAUUGUAAAGGACCACAACCUCCUAUGUCCGUUCUAGAAGAGAACAAUAAGAAUAAUGUCAAAGUAGAUUUGACUGAUAAUGUAAAUAGUUACCAAAUUGUUCCCGUUAAAGACAAGAUUUUAGAUUUGUGCACAGAUUAUAAAGUGCCGGCCGUUGAAACUUGACAGGAGUGCCUGUUCGCGUUCUUAGUCUAUGGCGUCGGGUAGCUCUAAACUAGUCAAAUUCAAUACUUUUUUCGAACUGUCAAAAACGACAGUUUUCUAUGAAUUUUGUACG